This is a messenger RNA of Ixodes scapularis (black-legged tick), 1005 nucleotides long. RefSeq lists its product as uncharacterized. NCBI's taxonomy places the organism in Eukaryota, Metazoa, Arthropoda, Arachnida, Ixodida, Ixodidae. The transcript has 5 exons. The annotation marks the transcript as partial. The record is from RefSeq and is a predicted model, not a curated record.
AUGGUGAACUGUGCAGUUUACGGUUGUACUAACCGCACCAAGAGAGCCCCAAAUGAUGAAAACUUCGUGACUGUAGGAUUCUUUGCUAUCCCAAAAGUCGUCACUGGUCAGUGUGCGAAGACGGCGGCCCUCAGCGCUGCUAGGAGGGCCGAAUGGUUUCGCAGAAUUCGGCGCGACGACGUCGACGAGUCUUCGACGCAUUAUCGGGUGUGCGGUGUGCACUUCAUCUCAGGACGCCCCACGUACGUCAUGGACGACAUGAAUCCCGACUGGGCUCCGAGCCUUAAGCUCGGGUACGGCGACGGAGCAGCUGACCGAACGGCGUCCGAUCGCAGGUACAAAAGAGCGCAGGCACGAAAAUCGGCGCAGACCGCUCGUGGUCAGCCACCUUUGCUCUCUGGCAUGGAUGCCAGGAAGGAGAGCACACUCAUCUCGACCGAGGACCUGGCCCCUGCAAGUCCACUGCUCGUGGAGGCUGCCAAGCCUGCACUGGAGGACUGCUGCUGCACCUCGGGUAGGUCCGGGGGCUACCCCAUGGCACCGCAUCAUUUCUUAAAUGGAACUUAUCUGUUCAAUUAUGCCUCUGCAGAAGACCUAGCUGUCGAAGAGGACAUGCCGGACGAAAACGAGGAAACAGAGAGGUCCCCAGAUUGUGGCCUUGGAUCAGAAAUGCAGGAUUGUGGCCAAACAACAGACAUCACCCUGCAAUCUAUGGCCCUCCUAGAAGAUGAAAAUCGGCAGCUGAUGUCAGAUCUGAGAGACGCAAGAGCAAAACUUGCAGCUCAUUGCCUGGAUGAGGACGCCUUCCAGGAAAACAAGGACAUGGUCCCUUUCUACACUGGCCUUCCUAACUUUGCAAUUCUGUUAGCCGUUUUUCAGCUCAUCCAACGUCGAGUGAGCCACAACGAUCGCAAUUGCCUGACAAAGUUUCAGGAGAUGAUUGUAUUCCUGAUCCGCCUGCGUCUGAACACUCCACUGCAAGACUUGGCGUACAGCCGCAGUAAU